Prunus armeniaca (apricot) is the source of this 5562-nucleotide messenger RNA. The record is from the annotation of a GenBank genome assembly. NCBI's taxonomy places the organism in Eukaryota, Viridiplantae, Streptophyta, Magnoliopsida, Rosales, Rosaceae.
AUGGGAUGCAAGAAUAUUUUGGUGAAAGGAUUCUCAGCUGAAUCUAUUAAGCUUCGUCUAUUUCCUUACACAUUGAAAGAUCAAGCAAGGAGAUGGCUCCUCACACUUCCAUCUGGAAGCAUUAGCACUUGGAACCAACUCAGUGAAAAAUUCUUAAACAAAUAUUAUCCAGCUUCAAAGACUCUCGACAUGAGAACUCAAAUUUUAUCUUUUGCCCAAAAACCAAAUGAAGAGUUUCAUGAGGCGUGGGAACGGUUUAAAGAGUUGAAUAGAAAAUGUCCACAUUCUAGUAUUAGCAGUACGGAUCAAGUGCAUAUAUUUUUCAGAGGGUUAAAUAUGACAACAAAAACUCUUGUCAACGCUUCAUGCGGAGGAUCAUACAAGGAUAAAAAUGCACAAGAGGCUUGUUUAUUAUUUGAAAAAAUGGCAGCAGAUACACAGCAAUGGGCAGUUGAGCAGCCACAAUCAAGGUCUGUUUUUGAGAUAUCUAAUGGUUCUCCAUAUAUGUCGGCACAAAUUGAAAAAAUGGAGAAAAAGCUUGAAAGAUUUGAUGCAAAAUUUGACAUGUUAUUACAAAGAAUUCCAGGUUCACAGGUUGCUGUACAGCAACCUUUACCAGCUGCCUGUAGCAUUUGCAAUGUGACAACCCAUGAUUUUUUGAGCUGUCCGCAUAAAGAUGCUUAUCCGGAAUUUGCAGCGGAACAAGUUAAUGCAUUUAAUAAUUUUCAGCGUCCACGAUAUGACCCGUAUUCAAAUGUUUACAACCCGGGUUGGAGAGAUCAUCCUAAUUUUAAGUGGGACAGAGAUCAGCCUGCAAGGCCACAAUUUCAACAACAGGUACAGCAAACUGCUGCGCCUAAGGCUGCUUGGGAGGUUGCAAUUGAAAAAUUAGCAAAUGCCACCAGUCAAGAAUUCCAAAAUCUGCAGGCAACAGUGAAAAACAUAGAAAAACAAAUGGGGCAGAUUGCAUUCCAAGUUUCAGAAAGAGCACCAGGUACAUUUCCUAGCCAAACGGAACAUAAUCCAAGGGGAGGCGCAGAUUGUAAGGCAGUUCGAGUUCUACGUUCGGAAACUGCAGAACGUGUUUAUGUGCCUCCAAUGCCUUAUCCCGAAAGGUUGAAGCCCAAAGUUAAAGAUCAACAGUUGACAGAUUUUAUGAAGACCUUGGCCAAAGUUCAGAUCAAUCUCCCAUUGAUUGAUGCAAUUAAGAACAUUCCAUCUUAUGCCAAGUUUUUAAAGGAUGUUUGCACAAAGAAAAAGAAGCUCGUGGAUUUUGAAAAAGUUAUUCUUACAGAACAGUGCAGCGCAGUUUUAUUACACAAACUGCCUCCAAAGAAACAAGACCCAGGGAGUUUUACAAUUUCAUGCACAAUUGGAAAUUCUAAUUUUAAACGUGCUUUAAUUGAUUUGGGUGCCAGUAUUAAUUUAAUGCCUUUUUCUGUUUUUCAGAGACUAGGACAAGGAGAAAUCAAGCCUACAUCAGUUAUUCUACAACUGGCGGACCGUUCAGUUGCUUACCCUAGGGGAAUUAUUGAAGACCUCAUUAUUAAAGUGGAUAAUCUCUACCUUCCUGCAGAUUUUGUGGUCUUGGAUAUGGAUGAAGAUAUGCAAACACCGAUUAUUUUGGGGCGUCCAUUCAUGGCUACUGCUCGAACCUUAAUUGAUGUUGAGGCUGGAACACUUACACUUAGAGUGCAAGAUCAGUCCGUUGUUUUCAGUUUAUUCGAAAUAACCAAAAGGCCAACUGAUGUGCAAGAUUGUAUGCGUGUUGACAUGUUAGACAGCUUAAUGCAUGCUGAAAUUAUGCCCCGUUUGACAUCAGAUCCAUUGUUAAAGGUGUUGCAUGGGUUGGAGAAUAGAAACACUGAAGAUGAAGAGGUUUUUGAGUAUGUUUCAGCUUUGGAAAGUGUUCCUUUUCUACACCCCCGUUGGAGGCACGUUUUUGAGAGUUUAGGGGAACCGAAAAAACCAUUGCAGCCCUCUAAAGUACAGCCACCUAAACUGGACUUAAAAGUACUGCCAGGACACUUGAAAUACGCUUAUCUGGGUGCAAAUUCUUCGCUGCCAGUUAUUAUAGCUGCUGACUUAUCAUCAACAGAAGAAGAAAAAUUGCUGCGUAUUUUAAGAAAUUAUCAAGAUGCAAUCGGUUGGACUAUAGCAGACAUUAAAGGGAUCAGCCCUACAAUUUGCAUGCACCGAAUUCUGAUGGAAGAUGGAGUAAAGCCCACCAUUGAUGCUCAACGUCGUUUGAAUCCAAUUAUGAAAGAAGUUGUUCGUACUGAGGUUAUGAAGCUUCUAGAUGCUGGGAUGAUCUAUCCCAUUUCAGAUAGUAAGUGGGUUAGUGCAACUCAAGUGGUGCCCAAGCGUUCUGGAAUUACAGUUGUGAAGAAUGACAAUAAUGAACUUGUGCCUACACGUUUGACUACUGGGUGGCGUAUGUGUGUUGAUUACAGAAAGAUCAAUACGGGCACUAGAAAGGAUCAUUUUCCAUUGCCUUUCACUGAUCAAAUGUUGGAAAGGUUGGCUGGUCGUGCGUUCUAUUGUUUCUUGGAUGGAUAUUCAGGGUACAACCAGAUUCCAGUUGCACCUGAAGAUCAAGAGAAGACAACCUUUACAUGUCCUUUUGGGACUUUUGCAUAUCGAAGAAUGCCCUUUGGUUUGUGCAAUGCUCCUGCAACGUUUCAACGAUGCAUGAUGAGCAUAUUUUCCGGAUUGGUUGAACAGGUAGUUGAAGUGUUUAUGGAUGACUUUUCUGUUUUUGGGGAUUCUUUUGAUGAAUGUUUGAACAAUUUAUCCUUAGUUCUUGACAGAUGCAUUAAGACAAACCUUGUUUUAAAUUGGGAAAAGUGUCAUUUCAUGGUUAAGCAGGGGAUUGUCCUAGGCCACUUGAUUUCUAACAGGGGUAUUGAGGUUGAUAAGGCCAAAAUUGAUGUAAUUGCAAAGCUGCCACCACCGACAGCUGUUAAAAGUGUUCGAUCUUUUCUUGGUCAUGCUGGGUUUUACAGACGGUUUAUCAAGGAUUUCUCCAAGAUUAGCCGACCAUUGUGUAAUUUGUUGGCUAAGGAUGCUCCUUUUGUCUUUGAUGAUGCUUGUUUGGAGGCUUUCAACAAGUUAAAGACACUCCUCACUACAGCACCCAUUAUUGCAGCACCUAAUUGGAGUUUACCUUUCGAAUUGAUGUGUGAUGCUUCAGAUUACGCAGUAGGAGCGGUUCUUGGACAGCGGAAAGAUAAGCUUCCCCAAGUCAUUCAUUAUGCUAGUCGAACUCUCAAUGACGCACAGCUAAACUAUGCGACCACAGAGAAGGAAUUGUUGGCAGUUGUUUUUGCAUUAGAAAAAUUUCGGUCUUACUUAGUUGGGGCUAAGGUGAUUGUUUACACAGAUCAUGCAGCUUUGAAGUAUUUGUUGUCGAAGAAAGACGCUAAGCCUCGAUUAAUUCGUUGGAUUCUUUUACUGCAAGAGUUUGACUUAGAAAUCAGGGAUAAGAAGGGUAGUGAAAAUGUUGUGGCUGAUCAUUUGUCCAGGUUGAUUGUGCCAAUUUCUGCUGAAGAUGACUUGCUGCCUUUAAAUGAAAGUUUUCCGGAUGAACAGCUGUUUGCUGCCCAUAUCAUUUCACCAUGGUUUGCUGAUUUAGUUAAUUAUUUGGCUAGAGGGGUACUUCAUCCAGAUUUUACUUUCCAGCAGAAAAAGAAAUUUUUGGCAGAAGCAAAGUAUUAUUUUUGGGAUGAACCAUAUUUAUACAAAUAUUGUUCCGACCAAGUUAUUCGCAGGUGUAUUCCAGAAGAAGAGCAUGAAAGUGUUUUAAAGUUUGCACAUCAGUAUGCUUGUGGGGGACAUUUUGGCCCUAAACGGACAGCAGCUAAAAUCUUGCAGAGUGGAUUGUUUUGGCCUACUCUCUUCAGGGAUGCUAAUAGUUGGUGUAGAUCUUGUGAUCGUUGUCAAAGGUAUAUUUUGGUGGCUGUUGAAUAUGUCUCUAAAUGGGUCGAGGCAAUUGCAGCACCAACCAAUCAAGGAUCAGUUGUUCUGAAAUUCCUCCAGGGGGUAAUUUUUCCACGAUUUGGAACACCGCGUGUCAUUCUAAGUGAUGGGGGUAAGCACUUUGUCAAUAGAUCGUUUGCUACGUUGCUAGCUAAGUAUGGGAUCACCCAUCGUGUUGCUACUCCUUAUCAUCCACAAACAUCAGGACAGGUUGAAGUUUCAAAUAGAGAAAUCAAGCGAAUUCUUGAAAAAACAGUUAGCUCGACUCGAAAAGACUGGGGUUUGAAAUUGAGUGAUGCUCUCUGGGCGUACAGAACAGCAUUUAAAGGCCCAAUUGGGAUGUCCCCAUUUCGGCUGGUUUAUGGUAAGGCUUGUCAUUUACCUAUGGAGCUAGAGCAUAAGGCAUUUUGGGCUAUUAAAGAGUUGAAUUUUUCUUAUGAUUCUGCUGGAGAAAAACGUAAAUUGCAGAUUAAUGAGCUUGAGGAAAUUCGUAAUGAUGCUUAUGAGAGCUCGCGCAUUUACAAAGAAAAAACCAAGGCAUUUCAUGACAAUCAGAUUCUCAGAAAGAAUUUUCAUCCAGGGCAAAAAGUUUUGUUAUUCAGUUCAAGGUUGAAGUUGUUUCCAGGGAAGUUAAAGUCUCGUUGGAAUGGCCCCUAUUUGGUUACUAAGGUUUAUCCUCAUGGGGCGGUUGAUAUUACAAGUGAAAUUAAUGGCAACACAUUCAAAGUGAACGGUCACAGGCUGAAACCAUAUUUGGAGUCACCCUUCGAUAUUGCACGCGAGUCACUGACUCUGAAGGAACCAGUGAUUGACCACCAGGCUUCUGCAACGACAACCAACAAUCAGCAGCAAACAUCAAAAGCAAAAAAUCCUAGGCUGGAAUCCUGCACCCAGCAGCAAGUCUACACUGGGAAAGACACAACAAUCAGCAGCAAGUAUCAAAAGAAAAAACCUAGGCUGGAAUCCUGCACCCAGCAGCAAGUCUACACUGGAAUCAUGCACCCAGCAGCAAGUCUACCAAAUUUCCAACAACAACAUUUGCAGGGAUUCGAAAUUAUACCUGAGGUGCACGGAUUGGGGGUCCUCAGGCUUUUUGCUGUUUUGUCCUUUGCGCUUACCUUACACAGCGAGCACCACUAUGAGUACCUGCAGGGACAAAGAACACACAUCUCUACAUAUCACACAUCUUUACAGAUAAGGACCCAAGACAAAUUCUGGAAUUACUCUUACCUUCGGAUGGAUAUCGGAAGGCAUGGGUGCUAUGAGAUCGAGGACCAAUGGAUGCAGGUGGACGUUAGUGACGGUGCUGGCAGAGGUUUGAGACAGAGGAAUGUACCCAGAGGCAUCCAACACCUUCAGCUCAGGCUCCUUCAGCUACUGAACGUGCCAAGAAUUGAAUUCUCCGCCACUAGCUCGUAUAAUGUCGAUUUCACUGCGAAAAUUGGGGGUAAGGCAUCUGGGCAGAUUUGGGGUCCUUUGACCCAACUCAAAUACGCCAACCCAAAUCCCCAUUUUCCGAGCAUCCGGCCUAGCACCCACUCAUGCCCAGCAACUGACAAGCUUCGCUCCUUCUUUGGCUUUUAA